UUUAUUUAAAAAUUGCUUAUUACCAAGUUGAAGUGUAAAAUUAAAUAAAUUUUCUUCUGCAAAUUUUUUGUUAAUAAUUAUCAAAAAUGAUUAUGGCAAAACUAAUUAUUUUUUUUAUACUUUUUUCCACUGCGAAUACAAUUGAAGACAUAAUUUGGAAUGAGGAGAACAAGGAAGUUUCUAUUGAAGCACCUCUUAAAAACUGUAGUGAAAUAUAUUGCAAACAACCCUGGAGAAUGAUCAAUUGGUAUAAUCAGAUUUAUCAUCAUAAAACUCACUUUGGCAUAAUUGUUAAGAAAGGUUCCGCUGUAUCACUAAAAAUUUCAGCAAAAGUUGAUAAUUUAAAGUUCUUCUGUCUCUCCCAAACAAAGAAAAGUCAUAAGAUUAAUCUCAAUGUCCUGCUUUUAAAAUCAGUCAUUAUAACCAUCAUACCUGAUAAUGAUUGUGUUCCUAUGAUUUCCGACUCCUACAACGCAAAGGUGAGAGUAACAAUCAACACUAAUUUCUGGAUCGAAUUGCCAACUUUCAAGUCCAAUGAUGUUGAUAAUUAUUCAAAAGAAGCGGAGUCUGCAUUUUACGAUGAUUUAAAACUAUACGGAUUUGUUGAAAACACUUAUACCCAAAUGUUGCUGUCAUUCGAUGAUAUUUCUAUCAUCAGGAAAAACAACUACACUCUGAAUGAUGGACUAUUAAAGCAAAAGAAAGUUCUCAAGUAUUAUGAUUCUCUGUUUGGCGUUGGCACUGUAAGAGGUUUGUGUAAUUCGAAAACAAUUUCACCCCAGGAGCAUACGAUUUUGUUUCUGAUGAACACGUGUCCGAAUGAGGGAACAUGCGAGGUGGAAAGGCAAAGCAAUUUGAUAAGGAUUGAUAACAAUUUAGAUUGGUUGAAACCUUCUGGCAAGUUAAAUAUGACGCUAUUGACUCAAUUUGGACACUACUAUGAGAUUAGUAACAAUCUUAUUGGUUUUAAAGACAUUGGCAAUGUGUGGAGCAUGAUUUAUGCUGUUUUCUUUCAACGAACCAACGAUAAAGAAAUGUACACCACGAGAUCUUUAAAUUCGAACUAUGAAAGUAUUGUGAAACGGUAUAAAAGCGGUGAUCUUAUUGACAAAUGGAGCGGUGAGGAAAAAUUAAAUUUUUUCCUCAGUCUUUUUGAUUACGGUGGUGAUGAUAGAAUAAUUAAAGAAUUCCAUAAGAGUUAUGCUCGUAUCAAGAAUCUUACUUUUAAACGUAGAAGUUAUUUGAUGCCGUUAAUAAAUCCAGAAUUAGAACUGUUAUUAGUGAGUGGGCAUCCAAUAAUGUCUGUCUUGGAUUUUAAUUUAUCAUCUACUGGAUCCACUGGAUCCACUGGAUCCACUGGAUCCACUGAUUUGAGUGACAUGGUUCAGAGGCAAAAUUUCAUGCAAAUUCCUGCUUUCAAAGACGAGGAGAAAUUUGUAAGGGUUAAAUUUAUUGUUACUCCAUUCAUCAUGUCAAUGAGAGGAAUUUCUUUAUAUUUGAAUAAUGUACCUCACAAAAUUGAUACCGAAUCGUUUGAAUUAACCUUGUCAAGGGAUGUCUACUCUGUCUAUAUUGCAGAAAAGUCUUACUUUAGUGACGUGAAAUAUCAUGCAAUCGCUGCUAAUCAAACAACAAUUACCAUUCAUGUGAAAAGAAUAGAGAAAAAUGACAUAAGUUCACCUUUGAUCCAUUCUUCUAUCUAUCUUACAGACGAUGAUGGCAGAAUACUCCUAAAGGUUUUCAUAGACUACAAAAGAUUGACAAUUUCCAAGGUACAAGUAUCUAAUAAAUUACAAAAAAAUGUAUUCUCUAUCGAAUUAAAAAGAGGUUGCAAGGACAUUUUUUCUUAUACUCUGAAUAAAACCCUUAGAAAAAUAGAUCGUAAAGAAAAAUUUACAUUUAGAAUGAAUGACAGGCUAUUUAUUUAUCAUAAUAAGCCGAAAAAUGUGAUUAUCAAUAGAAAAAAAUUAAGUGACAUAAUAACGUGGCGUACUUUUGUCUUCACAAAGAACGUCUUCAAACACAUUGCACGUCCCGGCUAUUUCGCUUUUGGUGACAAGUUCAAUAUUACUGCUAAAGGUUUAUACGACGAAGAGUUUCUAGUAAUAGACGUGGAUUACAACACAAAUAUCAUAAUAUUUGUGUUCAAUGGAUCAAGAUUACUAUUGGAGAAAAAUCAAACAUUUGAAAUUAAUGAUAAAUUACAUUUGUUCCAUUUCGAACCCAGUCGUUUAUUUAUUGGAGGUAUUAAUGUACGUAAAUUUAUAACUAAUCGUCUAGUUGACGAACGCAUUCUGUUACUAUCAAAUCACGGCCUAAUGGAUGUUGAUGAUAUUGAUAUGUUAUUUUUGAAAGAGAACAUUAAUCAGAUAGUAAAUUUCUAUACUCUUCAUGAAAAUAGUUUAAAGUACAAUCCUCUCUACAAUUAUUACGUCGAUAAAUAUGUUGAUUCUUUAAAAAGUUACAAUUACACUGACAAAAUUUCUGAUAUAUUGAAAAAAUUUGGAAUACAGUCACGACAAGCAGAACAUCUAUUUUUACCUAGAAUAUCUGAUGGCUUUGUUAGCCGAAACAACAUAUAA
This is a messenger RNA of Leptopilina heterotoma, 2582 nucleotides long. RefSeq lists its product as uncharacterized. The transcript has 4 exons. The record is from RefSeq and is a predicted model, not a curated record. Bases 87 to 2582 code for a protein of 831 amino acids. Lineage: Eukaryota; Metazoa; Arthropoda; Insecta; Hymenoptera; Figitidae.